Molecule: messenger RNA, 1565 nt
Organism: Drosophila innubila
Lineage: Eukaryota; Metazoa; Arthropoda; Insecta; Diptera; Drosophilidae
Product: ryncolin-4-like
Exons: 7
Coding region: 491-1270 (259 amino acids)
Source: RefSeq, a predicted model, not a curated record
AAGUGAAAGCUCAUGUCACAUAAUAUUUAUAUGUAAUAUCAAUUUAGACAAACCUCAACCAUGUAAAUCAACGGCAUUAAAUACUUCCAUUAAUAAACUGCAAACGGACCUCUUAGCUUGCACUAGGAAUCUGACGAAUUCUCAAGAGGAAAACAGAAAGUUCAGUUCUCAACUUCUGGACAAGGAUAGGAAAAUUAAUGAGAAGGAAGAACAACUAGAUAAAUGCCAAAAAAAUAAUUCAAACUCAGAGAUAUUGAAACGCACUAAAAUAAAUCUGCAAAAAGAUUUAUCUUCAUGUAAGGCGAGUGACACCCCAUGCAAAACGGAUUUUGAGAAAUUUAAAACUAAAUGCGCUCAGAAGGAUGAAACUAUUGAAUCUUCCAGAAAGAAUGCAGAAGAUAUCCAGAAACGGUUAAAUCAAUGUCAAUUAGAUUCAUGUAGCGAGAACGGCACCACCUGUUCUGAGAAAUUAGAGAAGAAAGAUAAAAUUAUGAGUUUUUUCCGAAAGAGUGCUGAAGAUACACAAAAUCAGUUAAAUGAAUGUGAAAAAAACGUAACAAACACUCAGAAACAACUGCAGGAUAUCACGAGCAAAUUAACAGAUUGCAAAAAUAGCAAAAACAACAAUGAAAAUAUUAAAGGAAAACAACAGAGAACUUCACAAACUACUCCCCCAAGCCGUCUGACAAAUCCUUGCCUUUCCUCAAAAGUUGGUCCCCAAAACAUACAUCUUGGCAAUAAUGAGCCUUUCCAAGUGCUUUGUGAAAAUAGUUGGAUGAUUAUUCAGCGACGUCUAAAUGGUAACGAGAAUUUUAAUAAAACUUGGAAAUCCUACGUAGAUGGAUUUGGAAGUUUGCAAGGAGAAUUUUUUCUUGGAUUGGAAAAGCUACACCUUAUCACUAAUUCACAAACCUAUCAGCUAUGCAUUAAGGUUGUAGAUUCCUCGAAUAUACAGUAUAACGCUUAUUACGAUUAUUUUGAAAUUGGAAACUCUUCUGCCUAUUACAAGUUAAAUAGCGUCGGAAACUUGAAAGGAAGCUCAUACAAUCCUAUGCGUAUAAGUGAGCAAAUGGUAUUUACAACUUACGACUUUAAUAACAACAUGCCUUACAAUUGCCCGAACACAUAUGGAGGCGGCUGGUGGUAUACUCAACAAUGUCAUGGAAUUAAUUUAAAUGGACCAUACCGAAGUUUCCUGUACUGGCCUACUAAAAAACAAAAGUAUAUUCGCUUUAAGAGAGUAGACAUGAAGAUUCGACCGAAAUAUUAAUAUUUUAACAAAAAAGGUAUUUAAUAAAUGUAACCUUAGUUAAAUAUGAUCAUCUGGUGUACUGAGCAGAAUCGGAAGCGACCAUAUAUGCGAAUUCAAAGUUAAACCUACGUUAAAUAUAUACAUACUUAUAAUUGUAUACAACAUUAUUGACUAUAUUCAGGGGUACCACAUAAUUCCGAACCAAUCAAGGCACAUGCAUUUUUGGUUGAUUGACGGUUGGUUUGAUUUCUGUGGAACCACUGAUUGAUAGAACGCAAUGAAUAAAGGAAUCUUUAAAUGUCCUCCACAAAUA